AUGCUUUGUUUAUGAAAGGGGGUGGGUGGACUUUAGGUUCACUAUUCAGAUAGAACUAUGUCAAAACUUACUAGUGCAGUGAAAGGUAUCUAUUGUGAACCUGUUAAAACUCUUCUGCAGUUUUCUUGAAAUUGUAAAGCUUCUUGCAAGUGUUGAAAAAAGACCCUCAGAACAUUUCAUGCUGUAAUCUAUGACAGGAGAUUGAGCCAGUGUGGAAGAUUGAUCUAUAUAGGCCUACAUCUUUGUGAGCAAUAGUGAGAGUUAAACUUUCUGCAUAUUUUUGGCUAAACCCCCCUGGGAUUUUGUGAUUCCUCAAGUUUACAUUCUUAAUCAGAACUUUACAUGUAAUUCAUAAAGGGAACUACUGCAUUGGACUGAGAAGAACUUAUUAGAUCUUGGUAUCCGUAAUGCUGCCCACCGUGCAAGACUGGUGUCUAAUCUUGUCUACAUCAGAGAGAAGCUCAAACGGACAAGUAUAGCUGGUUCCGGAUUACCACCUCUUGCCUCGACUCCUCCCCGUUCACCUAGGAACGUUGGUUCACCCAGCCAAGGACCAGCAUCACCGUCCAGGAUUCAUUUUAGAUACAGUUCAAUACCAGAGGAUCAACUCAGUAAGCCGCCUCCGUCACCAGUCAGGACCAAGAUGAGCCUUCAAGACAUGUCUCCGGAUGACCUUCGCAAGCUUCUUGAAGAGGAGUUCAAGCUCCCUAGUGAAGACGUUCGAAGCCAUGCCUGGUUUCAUGGGGGAAUCAGCCGUGAAAAAGCUGAGAAACUCAUUCGAGAGAAUGGCGAUUUUCUAGUGCGUGACUCUAUUUCCAAGCCAGGAAAUUUUGUGCUGACAGUCCGAUGGAAGGCUAUUCCAAUGCAUUUUGUUGUGAAUAAGGUAGUUCUUAAGGCUCACUCACCAUAUGCAAGCGUCCAAUAUCAGUUUGAGAAAGAGUGCUUCGACACGAUCCCUUCGCUUAUCAAAUUCUAUGUUGGAAACUGUAAACCAGUGUCUCAGGCAUCUGGAGCCGUUAUCCAGCGCCCAAUUAACAGAACUCUACCACUGAGCUACACUGACAAUAAAUAUGCUGCAACCAACAAGUCACACCCUGGUGGGUACAUCUAUGGACAACUGCAGAAGAAGGUUGUAACCCCUCGUAGGGGUUCAAAUGGACCUGAAGGAUUGAGGCAGAGGUCUGGCAGCAAUCCUACCCCAUUUCAUCUCAAUGGUGGGGUGGAGAAACAACUUGUGAACCGUGCUGACAGUCAUCCAUUGCUAGGAAGAAUCUCACCGUUAUCUCAGUCAGAAUCCUCACCGUCACCAUCUCCAUUGUCAAGGGAACAGAGGGGUUAUACCAGGACAGGCAGUGAACCCAUAUUGAGUCCCAGUAGGGAAUAUGGACAAGUAGGACCAAUUGAAAGUGACUAUGCAGAGACUAAACCUUGUUUGAAUACAUCAACUUCAGAUGAUGAAGGAAGCAUAUCAAUGACAUCAAUCGAUGGAUCCUCAACAACUGCAUCACCUUCCAGGGUUCCUUCUGUCUCACCUACACCACAAGUACAAGUGACUCCAGACCCAAGUGAACAAUCACAGCCAGAAGACAGUGCUGAUGCCAAGGACACAACAGAGUCAAAAACAGAGGAAUCAACUGUGUCUCCAACAGAGUCUGUGGCAGUGGCUACAACAGAGUCGCCAACAAAGUCUCUGACAGAGACUACAACAGAGUCUGCGACAGAGUCCACAACAGAGUCUGCAACAGAUUCUACAACAGAAUCAACACUACAGUCAACGUCAGAAUCAACCAUACCUUCAACCAUGGUGACUACUACUGUCGAGACCAAAACUCCAUCGCCCAAGAUCACAUCUUCUCUUGUGAGACCAAUCAUAAGAGAACAUAUUUACAGUGAGAUUGAUCAUCAAGAAACUGUUAUAGAUCCUAAAGACUCAAUUCGAUAUACCAUGUUACAUGAUGAAGAUACAAGUCCUGCUAUCCCACCGAUCAUACAAGAUCCUCAAGAAUCAUCACCAGGCCAGAUCGAAGGACAGAACCUUGAUGUGAAGCCAAGGAAACGUGUCAAUUCUGGAACGCGAUUCUCGGUUCUUGAUAGUGACUACUCACGGGUUACACACCGGUCAUCACCUAACCAUCUUGAGAAGAAACCUCAAACCUUGCAAACUAUUCUUCCUCUUAGAGAAACAGAAUCUAUCUUCCAUCCCCAAGACUUUGUGUCGUCGCUCUUGGAACCUGAGAACAAACCUCUUGAUAAAACCUGUAUGGAUACCAUCAGACAGAUGAUGCUUGAUGCAAAUCCUUUAGCCCUUGCCAGACAUCUUACACUUGUUGAUACCGAGGUAUGUAGGAUAGGACAUGGUAGUAACAACAACUCAAUGCCAGGUUUGGAGUUACUCUGCCUUCCUCAUGGUGGCCAAUUCAGAUUAGACAUCAUUGAAAGGCACAAUUCACUGAAGAUGUUUUGUAUGGCAACCCUGUUAACGUGUGAAGAUUUAGAGGUUAGAGUUCAAAUUCUCCACCAAUGGAUUCAGCUAGCGGAGACGUUACGUGGUUCCCUUGGUAACUUAUUCAGUUUCUCUACCAUCAUGGAUGCCCUAGCAACCAAACAGGUUGCCUAUCUGAGAAGCACAUGGGACCAACUGAGAUCUCGUUUCACCAACACCGCUGUCAACUACGACACCAAGUUACGUUCCUUGCUGAAGUCCAUCAAUGCUGGUGAGAACGUGGUCCCGCUUACCAAGACCAGCCUUCCACACAUCCUACCCAUCAUCCAGCUCCUGGAACGGGACUGGUCCACAGCCCUGGACCGAGACUGGUCCCAGACCGCCACCAAGGAUGUCUUAGACUCUGUUCCUAAUGGUGAAUCAUGGGAGGAGUCUGCUCCAUCCUAUGGCCUAGACAUCAUCCUCAGUCAUCUCCAGAACGCUCAUAUGUUGGCCCAACAGACCAAUCUCUACCGUAUCAAUGCUCAUGCUAAACUUGCUAAACAUCCACCAGAAGAAGGUCUCUUGGAUGCAUUCAAGACAGAGCUUCAUCUAAGGCUCCUAUGGGGGAGUAAGGCUACCACUGACAAUGCUAUGGAACGCUACAGACUCCUACAACAGGUGCUCAGUAUCAUGGCUCAAAAACUGGAGUUUGCGAGCAAUAGUGUAUGACGCAGGAUAUGUGCUACAUACAUCAUUAUAGAGAAACAACUUUCUUGUGAUGACUGUAAGAGAGAUGCUCUCUUCAAGCUAAUACAUGGACAUCAAACAAGCUCAAGUUUUCUCCUUUUUUUCAGAAGACCGUAAUCAAAUUAGGACCCCAACAAUUAUUAGAGACCGUUACUUAAUCAGGUGUCUUUUGCGAGCCUAAUUGAUAAAUGAAAUACAAGAAAACUAUUAUUAACCAAAGUAUUUUAAAAAAAUUUACUGAAUCUCCAUUUUCUUAAACUCUGACAGUGAUUUGAGGCUCAAUGAACUAUAUUUCUACAGAAUAUAAGCAAACAUUGAUUUUUUUUAGGAGUUUUUUUUAUUGAAGAGCAACAUCUUUUAUUCCAUUCUAAUGAAACUAAAAGUAAUAUUUUCCAUCCAAUAUUGCUGAGAUAUUAAAUUGUUUUCUAUUGAUAUGUAUGCAGGUAAAAUAGACUCAAAGUGAAGAGCAAUAAAUGUACCCUUUAUCAUGAUGAAGAAAAAAAAUGAUUUUGAAACUUAGUUAAUAAGUUUUCAUCAUGUGUAACAAAUGUUGCAUAUUGAUCUGAAUAAAUAUGUUUGGUUUGUAUUCAUUUUAAAAGAAGAAGAUUGUUAAAUAUAUGUAUAAUUUACAGCAUUUUGUAUAAAAAGAAAGUAUUGAAGUGUAUAGAGAGUUCUUUAUAUUCAGAUAAAUUUCUGUUAACUGCCUCUGAGGGUGUUUCACAAAGAGUUAAGUCUGACUAGAAAUCAUGCUUAGUGCCAAUGUCCUUGUGAUAUCUAACGUGUGAUCUCAUUGGUAAUUACAUGAUAGCAUGCAUCCCCUUAGCACAAUCUGACCAAUGAGGUGAUGGGUAAUAUACUGUACCACUUGAAAUUUAAGUCUAAUUUUCAGUCACACUUGAAUCUUUGUGAAACACCCCCCUAUUGAUUAACUGUAAAAAUAGUGUACAGAUAUAAACAUUAUGCAGAGUAGAAAGUAUAUCCAUAGAUAAAAGUACCAGUCAGUGCGUAUAUGGUGUGUUGAAUGUUCACUUCCCUUUUUGGCAUUAUUUAUAUGUUUAUUUUUAAAGUUUAUACUUAAUCUGCAAUUUGAAAUAUAGGUUUGUGACUAAUUUGCUUUCCUCCUUACUUUUGUUUUCUCUUAUGGUAAUGUCAAAUUAGAAAUAUGACUUGAAAGUGACUUGACUUUUGGGAUUUUGUCAUGCGAAGAUAUAUAUUUAAAGAAUGGUUGUGUUGUUCUGAGUGAAUAACAUUGAUAUAGCUAUCAUAUGUGGUAGAUUGAGGUAAUCAGUAGGAUAAAGGCAACACAUACAUAAACUAUAGCCACCAGUGUGUGCAAUUUUGUAUGCAUGCAAAUGAAUAUGUGGUAUUUUCACGAUUAUUUGAUAUGCAUUUUUUUUUUUAAAGCACAUGAGUAAAAUAACCACCUACAUGUAAAAUUUGAGUAGAAUGUUAGGAUAUAGUUUCUUCAUUCUAGAUGUAGAACGGAGACAAUUUGGCAGAAGGUUUGAUGAAGUAUGCCUUUUGACCUAAAUUGUCAGAUUUUCAAUUUUCAGUUUCACUCUACUUUUCUUGAGUGCUGUCUUCAUUUAACAAUUUUGCAAAUGUGAAUGUUUAUGCCAUACUUGAUGUAAUAAUCCCUUUGGCAGCUCAUACAGAAGCUAUACUGGGAUGACAUCACCAAGAUGAAAAAAAUUUAGCCACAAAGUUGUUUUGUUUCAUUCAUUGUAUUAAUUUGUGCAUAAUGGUCGGCCCUUCUAAACUAUUGUCUAAUCCGGCUGGUCCCGCGUCUGCAUCUAGAGACAUCCCUAUAUACAAUGUAUGCCAUUUAUGUACCUUAUUUUCACAUGCCUAUAACAUGGGGAGUAAAAUCAUCAUUUCUUUGCAUUAACUAGAAAAAAGAAAAGAAUGUGAACUUUCUUGAUGAUUCAAUAUCUACCCAUAAUUUUUUUAAUCAUAGACCUUUAAAACCCGUUUCAAACAGGUGUGCUUUUUGAAAACUUGAUAAUCUGUAAAAGGCACGUUUUGUUAAAAUAGCAUUGAAUUGAAUUGAUACUCAUACACAUUCUAAAGGCAUCUUGUAUUUCUUGCUUCAUUUUCUUGUUCCCUUUCUUUUAUUUUCAUUCAAAGCUGCCCAUAAUCAUGUUCAUUCUAGUAAUUGCUAUUUAGCUGCCAUUAUUAUAACACUGUGAAAGAUUGAUAUAUGCUGCUUACUGCACUUUUUAAAAUUUCAUUUAAACUCACAAACGUUAAGGUUCAUGCACGUAGGUCUUAACUGCCAUUGCUAACACCUGACAUUGUAUUCUUUUGUGUUGUCAUUUUACUUUUUUUAAACAACUUUCUUGCCAAGUUUUCAAGCCAUUUUUGUGCUUAUCACGCAGUGGUGCUUAUUUUUAUUCUUAAGGUUGGAAGAUAUUCGAUUGAUGUUGCCUGUUUUUGUUAUUUUUGUCGUUGUUAUUUUCGUAGCAUAAGGGUUGCUUUUCGUUUUGUCAUUUACUUGUUAAGGUUUCUUAAACAUUGUGGGCAUAUUAAACAUGUGUACUUUUUAUCUUCAAGGAUUAAGAUUCCAUCUGCGUUUUAAUAGUUAGCCCUGUGUAAUUAUCAAAAUUGUAUUCUUAUUUAUCUGUUAUUAUGGCAAUAGCUUUUUAAAUGUUUUAUUUUCACCUUUUUUAUUGCAUUAGGUGAGGUAAAAUGGCAAUUCAGUUUUGGUAAGACCUAAAACACAAAAGUAAUGGGAGACUGUCCAAAUUAAUGUGUUGAGUAGCAAGAACUAGGCUUGAUAAGGAUACUGUGAAGCUAAAAAAGAAAGAAAAAAAGUGAAAAAUGCAAGAACUUUAAAAAAAAUUACAAGAUCUUUAUGCACUAAACGGGAUGUUUGUGGUUGUAUGUCUAUACAGAAAAGAAAUGAGGGAGCGGUUUUACCAUGACGAUCGAAUGAAAUGCCAUUUUAUUACACAUUGAGAAUGCAGUCAUUGAUUUUAAUAGCCCAAUGUAGGUCGAAAAGUGUCCCAGCUAUUGUGGUUAUUUCAGAAAUACACUGGCACUGUGUGAUAGUUGUUAGUGGAAUAUCUUCUGAUCUCGCACAUGUACAUGUAUCUUCAUAUAUUCAAUAUAACAACAUAUUUGAUCAGUAAAAGAUCAAUGUUUUUAUUUUGUUACUGAUGUGUAAUGUUAUAUCAUUCUUUUGUUGUAUACGUUAAUUGUGUUACAUUUGCUUUACAUUAGUGGGUUUAAUGGCUUUGACAGUAACCAGUUAUAUUCAUAUGACAGUUUGAAAUAUUUGAAACCAUAAUUUUUUCAUGUGACCCUGUUUUUCCUUCAUAACAAGCACAUUUGACAUCCUGAAAUUAUCAAGAGAAUACAAAACUAACCUUUUGUGUCUGAAUAUUUGUUCAUAUAUAGGUAUGUUUAAAUAUAUUACUGAUCAUCUUUCAAAAUAUAUUGGCUCUGACUUGAAAAUACAUUCAUUUUCUUGUAGCUCAAAUUGGAUAGUAGGGUAUCGACUAACAUAUGUAUGCGUGCUUGAUUAUUGUGACUGUGGUUUUUAAGCAUAUGAUAAUGAUAUAAUCCCAAUAUUCUUUUCUGGAUGCACUACAUUCUUUGUGGAUGUUAAUUUUUUUUCUUAUUUAAAGGGUUGCAUUACAUGACACUAUUGAAUUAAAAUCUGGUAAUACUGUGACUUUGAAACUAUUGGGUCAUGAAAUAUUACUUAUUACAAUUUGUAAAAAAAAAGUGAGUUUCUACCUUUUAUUACCCCCCCCCCAUCAAUGCUUUGCGCGAUAAGUCCAGAUUGCAGAAAUAUAAUUCCUGACUUUACUCUUACUCUUGCACAACUGUUAAGAUUAGCAUUAUAAUCAAAUGAGGAAACAUUUCUUUGUGUGCAAUAAUGAAAAAAAAUAACUGACCAGAGAUUAUGUCCUUCCACAGAACUUUCUUGGCUGAUUUGUAUUUUAUUCAAAAUAUUACAUGUUAUGCAGUGGAUGUGUAUCUUCAAGAUUUAUUGAUGAAUAUAGUUUUGACCUUGCACAUCAAUUUAGUUUCAUAAAGUACACUAAAUUUGCUUUCUUUAUUAACAAAAAGGUAAACAAAAUGAAACCAUUAAAGAAAUCAGAAAAUAAUGACAGGUUUUUAUAUAAUAAUAUUCUUGCUAGCACACAUUGAGUAUAUAUGUUAUGUUUAUUCUUGUACAUGUGUCUGGCUAUAUUGCCUUAUAAUUGAGAUAUAGUCAUGUAAAUGCACUCACUAUUCAUGGUUUUUAUAUUUCUUGUUAUUGUAUUUUUUUCUUGAUAUACAUGUAUAUGAAGCCAAUGUGAUUUUAUUUAUUUUCCAAUAAAAGGAAGUAUAAACAGUA
Lytechinus pictus (painted urchin) is the source of this 7520-nucleotide messenger RNA. Its product is annotated as breast cancer anti-estrogen resistance protein 3 homolog. Lineage: Eukaryota; Metazoa; Echinodermata; Echinoidea; Temnopleuroida; Toxopneustidae. The coding region runs from base 644 to 3154 and encodes 836 amino acids. The record is from RefSeq and is a predicted model, not a curated record. Gene Ontology annotation, biological process: small GTPase-mediated signal transduction; positive regulation of peptidyl-serine phosphorylation. Gene Ontology annotation, molecular function: guanyl-nucleotide exchange factor activity; phosphotyrosine residue binding. The transcript is spliced from 8 exons.